UCUCAAUACAUCUUAACUUACUCUCACCGGAACGAAAAAAAUAUGCUGCUUUGCAGCUAGAAAACACACGCAUAAACACGCUUGACACCAAACAAAUGAGGCGAAGGACAAGAACGACCUCCAUCCACUCCUAAAGCUAAAGCAGAAGCCGACCAUUAUAACCACCCAAAUUCGUCGCAAAAAAAGAAAACAGAAGAGAAUGGAGAGAAGAGAAGCAUAAACUCCGCUUGCACACGCACAGAGCACGGUUCCAGGAAAAAGUUUGUCAAGUUUGUGCCGUCUGUGAAGGAGGAGGAGAGAUCGAGCAGCAUGGCACGCCGGCCACAGCCGAGCAACCUGCUGCUGAUGAUGAUGCUCGUGCUCGUCGUCGUCGCGACGGUGGCUGUCGCCGACGACGAGAAGUGCGGCAACCCGUGCGGCAACCCCUGCGGCGUGCCGUGCGAGUACGUCAGCCCGCCGCCACCCGUGUACUCCCCUCCCCCGCCGGUGUACUACCCGCCUCCGACCCCGACGACCAACUGCCCGCCGCCGCCGCACGGAGGAGGCUACGAGCCGACGCCCGGGUACACCCCGACGCCGUACACGCCCACGCCCGGGUACAACCCGACGCCGUCCGGGUGGUUCACGCCGCCCAACCUGCCGGCGUACAACAGCCCGCCGGGGACGCUUUACCCGCAGGACCCCGGGUUCAAUCCGAACGACGCGGCUGGCCGCGGCGUGGCCUGGCGCGCGGUGCUCGUCGCGGUGGCCGGAGCCUUGGCCUUGUGAUGGCGGCCGGGAACUGCACCGAUCGAUGGAGCCAUGGUAAUCAAGUGCGUGGCGCUUUAAUUCCGUCCCGUGUUAAUAAUAAGAUUAGGGAAGGAAAUUUCGGUAAGAAUUGUUUUGGUAAUUCUUGUUCAUGGUGUCGUCGUCAGUAAAUUUAAUUGUUCUUGUCA
Molecule: messenger RNA, 935 nt
Organism: Phragmites australis (common reed)
Lineage: Eukaryota; Viridiplantae; Streptophyta; Magnoliopsida; Poales; Poaceae
Product: extensin-like
Exons: 1
Coding region: 310-768 (152 amino acids)
Source: RefSeq, a predicted model, not a curated record